CCAGGAGAAGGUCCAAUAUGAAAACGAUACUCGUCUUAUCUUUAGUUUGUGCAGUAGUCUCCUCAGCAGAGAUAACGACUCUCCUAAAAGGCCGCAAUAUUACAAGUCUAGAGGAGCGCCUGUCCAAUUUGGAAAAAACGAUAGACCGUCGCCUGAAUGUUACAGAGCAAGUUUUGGGACAAUUACUGACAGGAAGAACUGGUGCUGAUAUAUCACUUCUGGAUGUUCUCUCUCUUAGAUCUGGUUUACUGGGCAGUAACUCGGAACCUGUACUAUUUUCUGCCUAUAAAUCUUUUUCUGAAAACGGCAUUAGUUCCCAUGUAACUAUCAGAUUUGACAAGACCUACAUCAACCUUGGGGACCACUACCACACAGAGGAUGGUAUCUUCAUUGCUCCAGCGACGGGUGUCUACCUGUUCCACUGGACCAUCGCCACUGCAGGUUCCUCUUUUUCCACUCAGCUGAUGGUUGGAGGUUCACCAAGGGCUUCCAAUCUAAUUCCCUUUCCAGGCGGGAUAGACUCCGCUUCAGCGAUGGUAAUUAUCAAUGUCAAUGAAGAUGACCAUGUGUGGAUACAACUAUAUGGCUCUUCAGAGUAUGUCUACGGGGACAGUUUUUCUAUCGGAAAUAAUUACCAAUCUACAUUUUCAGGAAUCCUUUUACGAAGAACAUAAGUGGAUUCCUGUCUAUUUCGACCUCCUUCUGAAGUUCGAAAUUUUAAAAUCAUGAAAAGAUGCACUGAUUGUUUGUAGCUCGUGAUAUAGAUGUAAAAACAUUAAAUUUCAAAUUUCUUUAAAUUUUUAUG
This is a messenger RNA of Saccostrea echinata, 805 nucleotides long. Its product is annotated as complement C1q tumor necrosis factor-related protein 7-like. Gene Ontology annotation, molecular function: protein binding. The record is from RefSeq and is a predicted model, not a curated record. Lineage: Eukaryota; Metazoa; Mollusca; Bivalvia; Ostreida; Ostreidae. Bases 18 to 674 code for a protein of 218 amino acids. The transcript is spliced from 2 exons.